Molecule: messenger RNA, 2403 nt
Organism: Teleopsis dalmanni
Lineage: Eukaryota; Metazoa; Arthropoda; Insecta; Diptera; Diopsidae
Exons: 3
Coding region: 1-2403 (800 amino acids)
Biological process (GO): DNA integration
Molecular function (GO): nucleic acid binding
Source: RefSeq, a predicted model, not a curated record
AUGUCACUUUUCAAGAAAGAAGUCGAUCGAUUGACAAAUGCGGGUAUUUGGAAACCUGUGAAGUUUUCCCAAUGGGCUUCGCCUAUUGUACUAGCUCCAAAAGCUGAUGGUUCCAUAAGAAUUUGUGGGGAUUUUAAACAAGCAGUCAAUGCGCAAAUUGACAUUGAACAAUAUCCUUUGCCCAUACGCGAAAGUCUUUUCCAUAAAAUUAAUUGCGGUCAACAUUUUACAAAAAUCGACCUUAAGGAUGCGUAUUUACAAAUGGAACUCGACGAUGAAGCAAAAACAAUAAUGGUUGUCAACACUCCACUUGGGUUAUUCCAAUACCAACGUUUACCGUUUGGAAUUGCAAGCGCUCCAGCUAUAUUCCAAAGAUAUCUUGAGCAGUUACUUCAAGGCGUAGAAGGUUGUGGAAAUUAUCUCGAUGACAUCAUCAUCUCCGCACCUACAUUUCAACAACACAUCAGCCGCCUAGAACAAGUACUUCGUAUUUUGCAACAAAAUGAUGAGUCAGGACUAAAAGCAGUAAAAAACCUGCAGCCGCCUAAAGAUCUAAAGCAAGCAGAAGCAUUCAUGGGUAAGGUAAACUACUACCAUAAUUUUAUACCUAAUUUUUCGCAAUUAUCCGCGCCAAUCAACAUGCUGCGCCGAAAAAAUGUAAAAUUCACAUGGGGUACAGCACAACAACAAGCAUUUAUAGCUCUUAAAACGCAUAUUCUCAAUGCAGCGCAAUUAGCACAUUAUCAGGAAGAUUUACCGUUGGUUCUAGCUACAGAUGCCUCCUCCUAUGGCAUAGGAGUCGUGCUCUCGCAUACGUACGUUGACGGUACAGAAAGGCCUAUUGCUUUUGCAUCUAAAACUCUCGACAUUCAUCAACGACGAUAUAGUCAGAUAGAGAAGGAAGGGCUAGCUAUCGUUUUUGGAGUCAAGCGUUUCCAUCAAUAUUUAUACGGAAGAAGAUUCACAUUGGUUACUGACCACAAACCUCUUGUUAGCAUUUUUAAUCCAAUUCAUCAGUUGCCGUCGAUGACGUCACAUCGUUUACAGCGAUGGGCUAUUAUACUAAUGGCUUAUCAGUAUGAUGUUCGGUAUCGUAAAACUACUGAGCAUGGAAAUGCCGAUGCUUUAUCUCGUUUACCUGUUGGUGAAGACAAAACUUUUGAUCAUGAAGAAUCCUGUUUCAACAUCAAUGAACUUAACACACCUAUCGACGCUGAAAUAAUUCGUCAGCAUGCCAAAAAUGACCCAAUUCUUCGCCGAGUUUAUUUUCUCGUUACAAACGGUUGGCCUGAAAAGCUAAUGCCUCAAGAUACGGAGUACAACCGGGUUGUCAUUCCAGCCUCCCUUAAGCAGAAAAUUCUUAAACUUCUUCAUGAUGGUCAUUGGGGAGUAUCGAGAAUGAAACAGCUAGCUCGACAACAUGUCUGGUGGACUAAUAUUGACAAAGACAUCGCACAAUUAACUGAAAAUUGUGAUGUAUGCAAAAUUGCAAAUCCUGUUCACGCACGUGAAUACGUAAGCUGGCCUGAAGCUGAUCGACCUUGGGAGAGAGUACAUAUCGACUUUGCUGGUCCAUUUUGUAAUUCAAUGUGGCUAAUUUGUGUCGACGCUUUCUCGCAAUUUCCGUUCGUUGUACAACUAUCUACAACAACAACGGUUGACACCAUAUCAGCAUUGUCUUCUAUAUUUUCUCUGGAAGGUAUACCAGAAACCAUCGUAAGUGACAAUGGUCCGCAAUUUACAGCUGAAGCAUUCAAACAUUUUUGCUCAAAACUUGGCAUCAAACAUAUAACAACAGCGCCGUUUCAUCCAGCCUCAAACGGGUUAGCCGAACGAUUCGUCAGAUCUUUUAAAACUGCUGUUAAGAAAAACAUUGACGAUGGAUGGUCUCUCAAAUUCGCUGUAUCAAAAUAUCUUGCAACAUAUCGUGCAAUGCCGAAUGCUGAGGGUAAAUCACCUGCAGAACUUUUACAUGGAAGGCCUGUUCGUACCUUGUUGAGUCAACUGUUUGAAUCGCCUAGGAAGCACCUUGAAGCUUCGAAACGGAAAAUGAAAUUUAGUCUAAAGCAACCCGUCUUCGCUCGAAACUACGCAAGAGGGGAAAAAUGGAUAAAAGGAGUUAUUGUGAAACAACUUGGUAAAAUGGUUUACCGAGUGAACACAUCUUUUGGUUACAUCAAACGUCAUGUUAAUCAGCUUAAAACUAGAAGUAGCUCUGACCUCUCUUCACAACCAAUUUUUGAAUUCACUCCAAAUUUCAUCAAUGCCACACCGCCUUCAUCUAGCCAAUCAACAUUAAUGCCUAGUGAAGAACGUUCUACCGAAGUAGUUCAACUUCGAAAAAGUGGUCGUAUUCGGAAGGUUGUUAAUCGAUUUGAAUCCGACGAUUUCAGGAAAACUUGA